AGGUCAUUUAUGGCGCUCCUUUGGAAGAUGCAGACCAAAAUCAAAUCGAUAUUUGGCUAGCUGAUCUUCGUCAGCAUGAACAAAAACUAAAGCAGAAGCGAAACGAACUCUCCUCCAUCUACCAGCUGCCUGAUGAAAUAUUCCUUCAGAUCUUCCUCGAAUAUCGCAACAUGUCCGAUACUAUCUCCUGGACCUGUAUCACUCAUGUUUGCCGUCGAUGGAGGGCUAUUUCCGUCAGUUGGCCCCCAUUGUGGUCACGCAUUGCAUUCACCUCUGCUGGAUGGGUACAAGCUUCGUUCGAGCGAAGUUUCAAUUCCCUGAUCUCGAUUACCGUUCCCCCAGAAUGCAGAGCACCAACUGUCUCACGCACAAUACUGUCCGAAUUGCAUCGUGUGCAAAGUCUCCACAUCAGUUGCGGCGACUCUGGACUCGACAGUGGUCGGUAUGUCGCCCGGGUUUCGUUGUCCGCUCUAAGUGCACCUGUCCUUGACACUCUCGCCUUGGAGCGAGACCGAACCCUUCCUGGUUCGGACCCUAUCGCCUUGAACGAUACGUUCCUCUCCGCAGGAACACCCAAGUUACGGCGCGUCCGCCUUCAAGGCUGGAGUCUACCAUGGACCUCACCCAUCCUAAGAAACCUGACAUCAUUAACACUCGUCACCCCGCCGCUCCCCCGUCCGGCUUCCCUCUCGCAGGCAGCCCUUUCAACUAGCCUUUCCAAAUUCCUAGACCUUCUGGAAAGUAACCCUGGCCUUCGCCAGCUCACCGUUUCGGCGCCUCUUCCACAAACAUGGGCGAUUGGGGGGAAACAUGUCGCACUGCGUCACCUGGAGAGCUUCACCUUCAAUGCUUCCUUUUCUCACCACACCGCCCUUUUCAACCACAUCUCCUUACCCCAGUGCACCACUAUCCAUUUGAGCUUCAAUCCACCACAUUCGGAGGCAAUCACCGGCUUGGAAGACUUGAAGACCAUCGUCCAUGACCUUGCGGCAUCCCUUUCCUGUGCAUGGGCGAAGACUCCGCUCAAAUCAUGUACGGCUGACGACGAGGACGGUACCGCAAACACAGGUCCGACUCAUCUUGCAGUCUUCACCACCAGGGACGACCUGGAUGCCCUCGAUCGGAGCGGGAUCGAAGUCGUCUUUAACGAGGAAGAGGCCUGGAAACCUGACAGUGACAGUCGGGAACUACGCCUCGAGUUCAUCCCGCCCUUUGCCCACCUCCUCACCCAUCUCCUUUCAACCCCUCUCCUUAAGUCCGUCGAGCAUCUUUGUACAACCAGAAUAGACAACUCCACGCUCUCGCAGCUAGAUGCAACUCAGCCGCGCCUGAAGAGCCUCGCAUUACCAUGUCUGUAUCUGUGGGAACUCCUCGACUACGCUCUCCCUAAACCUGCCUGCCUGCCGUCCCUUCAGAAAAUGAAAAUUCUCGACCCUGCCAAUCCACCUUUUCGUCGCCCUUGGCAAAACAAAGGCGAGGCGACGCUGGAGCAGGCAUUUGACGAUUUCAUGAAGCCUCGGAAAGUGACGGGCAAAGGUGUUGCAGACCCAACGCUUCGCCCUCAAGGGGAAGAUUUGGAAGGGCUGAAAAGUCAAGACCGCACCGUCGAUACUAAUGGUAUCCGGACUAAGAGGUCGAGGGAGGACGAUAGCCCGUUUGUACAACUCGCCUACGCUGGACCUCACACCGUCUCUUUGCGUACAGCUUCACUCGAGCAUCCCAGUCCCCCCGUUUCUCGAAUGCCUUCAGAAAUCCUUUCCAAAAUUCUCAUAGCGUAUAGAGAUGAGAUCUUCGAUCCUACCGUCUGGAUCCCAGCAUGCCUUCAACUCUGUGCCCGCUGGAGGCAUGUCGCCAUCGGCACCCCGCAGCUCUGGUCGACCAUCGUCUUCAACCUCUCCGCAGUGGAGAUCAAAACCUUCCUCGAGAGGUCAAAGGGCACGCCCCUGACAAUCUACGUCCCAUUUGGAAUGCGCGACCAUCUCCGACCUCUCGUUCUCAAAAUCCUGGGCGAGCACGAGCGCAUCGCAAGCUUGACCAUUUUCGGCACUGGUCCACGCAUGCUGCAAUCCAGCCUUCGCGUCUUGGCAAACAAGUCCGCCCCCCUCCUCCAAGAGCUCGUCCUCGACGGCUCGGUCUUCUUCGACGGCAUCCCAGACACGCUUUUGUCGGGCGGCACGCCCAACUUGCGCCGCGUCGAUCUAUCCGGGUUCACUCCGAGAUGGACGUCCCCUAUCCUUCAUUCCAACCUCACGAGCCUCUGCAUCGAGGAGUGUCCCUAUGAUCGAGACCCAUACCUCCCCCUCCCCGAAGCGUCAGAAUUCUUGGAAGCGUUUGCGAGGAUGCCCAACUUGCGACAGCUCAAGCUAUAUACCACAUUCCCCGAAGAAGUAGACCUUUGGGAUCUGGGCGAGGAAACUGUUGUCCCGCUUCUCCACCUGGAGGAGAUAUCGUUGAGGUGCAAAUCACUUGUCCAGUGCGCAGCUCUUCUCGAGCAUUUCAAAGUUGGCGACGCGCAGAUCCACCUGCAACUCGACGCUUUCCUUGGACAAGAGGAGCAGGCGUUUGCUGGAUUCGACGCGGCCAUCUCUGAAUUCCAUUCGGUGUUCCCUGUCACCAGCUGUAAUCCCCGCUUGAAAAGCCCAGCGAUGAAGCCCAUCGUCUCCCUCCAGAUUCUGAUGGCGCCGGGAAUGAGCCAUCGCUGGCCCCGCAAGACCGUCAGAGGAUGGCCCACAGAAAUCGACUUCGCCGCUAUGCUCCCCACCCCACGCCAAAACCGCCCACAAGACUGGGAGAAAACUAUCAUACCCCCAUGUCCCUGGUCCAUUGGGUUUGAGGACGAAGGAAAUGAUGGAGCAAAAUUCUGUGUCGGCCUGCUUCAUGAGGACGAUUUCUUGACCUCUUUUUACAAAGACCUUCGCUGUUUGGAGCUCGACGUCGACUUGAAGCCAUCGGAUUUCGAAGAGCUGGCCGAGGUCGUAGCUAUUACACUGAGGUCGCUUGUUCUCUCCCAACUCAGUGCUCCACCUUUCAUGCGUUUCGUCGUAACCGAGGGUGGGAUUCAAGAGCCGGACGCUGAGAUGGUCGAGUUGGUCAAGGAGGCCAUCGAGAGGGUCUCCGUGGCCACAGAUGCAACUGGAGUGAUCGCAGGCAACGAUUCCAGCACAACCAAGUGGUGCAUCCACUAUUUCACCAACCUUGAACACCUCUCACUCGAUGGAGUCACCUUCAACCCGGCGCCAUAUGAAUACCCUGCUUCCAUUCUCCCUGAGAACCAAGGUCAACGUUCCGUCUCCUUCGAGGGCUUCAUCCACUUCUUGAUCUUUCGCUCCGUGGCGGGUUAUGGGAUUCGGACGCUGAGGCUCGGCCAUUGUUACAACCUCGGCGAGGCGGAGGUGGGCAGGUUGAAGAAGGUAGUCGGAAGCGUCGAGUGGGAUGGUUAUAAAGAGACAAGGUGCGUAGAGGACAAUACUCGAAGGACUUCAGAAGAGUCCGACGACGAUGAGGAGGAGUUUGAAGACGACGGUUCCGAGGAGGAUUGGGAUGAAAGCCGAGUGGUCGAGCCCAACUUCCAAGUUCAGGCUGAGGGGCGCUCCCUGGCGCUCCCCGUACUUACUCUCGCCCAACACUCGGAUCGGAUCAACCCUGCUUUGAUCGGGAUGUUCAUGCCUCCCACGCUCAUUUCAGUCGAGUCACGGUCACGGUACGCAGAGCGCGCCGACAUCGACGCCCAAAUUCAACAACUAAAGUCCCAGAUCCUCGGCCUUCAAUCAAGACGAAACAGGCUUUCACCAAUUGCCCGCCUACCACCAGAGUUAUUGUGCAGAAUCUUCCUCUGUUACCGCGACUCUGUCACCGGAACCAAAACUGAACAAAAUCGUCAAGAAUACCGUCUCUCCCUGAUAUGGAUACGGGUGACUCAUGUUUGUCGGGAAUGGAGGUCAAUUGCCCUGGGUUGCGCCCAACUCUGGAGCAAUAUUGCCUUCUACCCGUGCCGUUGGCCCGCGGCCUUUCUCGAGAGGUCGAAGCAAGCGCCUUUAUCAAUACGCAUAUCGGCCUUUUGGCGGGUUUUCGAAUCCCCCAUUUACGACAUGGUCAAGUCCACUCUAGCCAACACUAGCCGGCUCAAGAGCCUUCACCUCGGAGAGUAUUUCGAAAUGGCGGACGAAGAUGAGUCGCUUUCGCUGACACGGGUCUUGUGUUCCACCUCCGCGCCCAUUCUCGAGUCGCUUACUCUCACCAACAUUUCCCGCCCUACGAUGCUUCCACCGCACUUCUUAGAGGGCGGUGCACCCAACCUUCGCUACCUGAACCUCGCGGAAUCGCGCUUACCAUGGGAUUCGUCGCUAUUCAGAAGCUUGACCACCCUCAUCAUAGAAUCCAGCGAAUUCACGGAAGAAAGUAUUCCCCUCCCAAGUCCCACCGAAAUCCUUUCUGCAUUGGCGUCUAUCCCUGAACUUCGCCGCCUCGAACUCGUCAUACCCUUGCCGGCUCUCGACACAUUUUCGGGGCACAGACCAAUUCAUCUUCGCCGGCUCGAAAUACUGCGAUUGGGUGGAAGAACCUUGGACGGAUGUGUGGGGCUGCUUCAGUGUUUGCGACUUCCAAGCUCAGCGGCACUGGCAUUCUCAUUUGAGCGUUCACGUUUCGGCGCCCAAAUGCUGGAGGCUGUUCCGGCCUUCCAUCCUGCCAUCACCUCUGCUUGGCUCUCAGAUUCUGUCCAUCCCGACGACCAUGCAGCGUCCCCUCGUUCUCUGCGGGCCAUUUUCAUCGAACGCUCGUUCUCCUCCGUGGCGAUCCAGGCAUGGCAGGGUGCUAUCGACUUCGGCGAUUCGAAUUGCAAUGGCGCCAACAAUCCUCCAACACCUUCGAUAGUGUGGCGACUCCCCCGCAAUGGCGAAAUCCUUAAUCUCCUUCUGCAAACCCCGUUGUUCACCACGGUGGACUCUGUCCGUUGCGAUCACGACAGGAGGGACGAAACGAUGCUACGCAUCGGAGAGCUACCAUCUCUGAAAUCUUUAUCCAUUUCUGGGGCGGCAGCCUUUGAAUCAUUCCUUAAAGUAGUCAAUUUCGACGUCAGCCAUUCAGAGAUUAGUUAUUUCCGAUCUCUGGAAUACCUCUCGCUCGAGGGUGUCAAGUUCGGCUAUUCGUGGGCGUUGGAGGAAGGGCAUAUGAGAUCCAUAGACAUCCCUACGGAUGCUCUUCUGGACUUCUUGAUGUUGCGGUAUGAACUGGGAGGGGAGAUUCGGAAGCUGAGACUCAAAAAAUGCAGGAGUCUGUGGAAGCAGGACGUGGAUCGGCUGAAGCAAGUUAUAGUUGACAUUGAUUGGGAUGAAGACUCUCGCUGA
Coprinopsis cinerea okayama7#130 is the source of this 5345-nucleotide messenger RNA. RefSeq lists its product as hypothetical. The record is from RefSeq and is a predicted model, not a curated record. The transcript has 4 exons. Lineage: Eukaryota; Fungi; Basidiomycota; Agaricomycetes; Agaricales; Psathyrellaceae. Gene Ontology annotation, molecular function: protein binding. Bases 171 to 5345 code for a protein of 1724 amino acids.